UCGAAGCCAGCCUCAGUGCAUCGUGGCACCAUGGGUUGGACGGGAUGUGCGAUAGCUGCCGUCCUUCUGCUAAGCUUCGUCGUCGGAAACCAAGGGAUAGUCCCAAAAAGGUCACCAGCAUGUUCCAGCGACGCCUGCCCAACGGUACUGCCACUGCCCAAAGUCGUCCCUCCCGAGUUAAUAUGUGGAGGCAGGAAGAAAGUCCUCGUCGUUGCUGUCGGCAUGGAACAGGACUCUAGUCGUGGAGGAGCGCUUUCAUGGAUAUCGCCUCACCGGGGAACAGAUGUUAAAGUCCUUCGCAACAUGACCGACGGUGAGAUGUCCAUAGAAGUGCUAAACGGGUCCUCUGUGGAGACGACUGCUCCGGAAUCUUCCUGCAAAGAGUACAAGGUACAAAUCCAGGCGGACCUGUCUCCUGGCACGGGCGGAAGGGUCCUUUCCAACUUGACCACUCUGCAGUUGUCUCCGGAUUGCAAUAGUCACCGCCUGUUUGAGCGUCCCGGAUACGCUCUAUUCGUUCUUGGACGGCGUGAUAUGAGCCUCGUCGGUGCUGCCCUCUAUGCUCUACCCGAGGGUGAAACACGUUUGCCUGCUUGCAAUGGAGCUGAACCGGCACGCCGAAGACGUCCUGUCUUCCUAACUUCUCAAGAGGAUGAGGAAGCGGAGGUGGAGUGCAAGGACACGGUGGAUGAGGAAAAAUGUCCUAACUGUUCCAAGGAAUUGACUUCGGAGGAUGCGUCGCUCAUCUGCACGUCAGGAACAGCCUUGGUGGUGAAGAAGCACCCUGAUCGCGUUACAGUGGAGAGCUCCAAGAAACCAUCAUACUUGCCUCGCCUGGCAAUUUCCAAAACCGCUGUGUCCAAGAAACAUGCCGUGUUCAGCAUUUCGAUCACACGCCGAGGUGUGAACACGACAGCACCGUGUAAGAAAGGGAAGUUGGAGAUUAUAGACGACGUCCAGCCAGGAGGCAGCAACACGCAGGCCAACUAUAUCAACUACGAGAUUGGACGCCAUUGCGGGUGCAGGUUUUUGGACGAAGAUGGCAGCUAUGCCAUCUUGCUCAGCCCAGUCCUGGUGCCGGACACGGAGCGUGUAAUGUCGCUGGAUGGACGUUUCCAGCUCAUCUCUCUGCCAGAGGGCAGGAUCCAGUUGCCAACUUGUACCGACGCAGAUCUGCUCAUGGUUCAUGACCAGGUACCCGCUGUGCGUUCAUCCCAGAGGACUUGUCCAAAGUCCCCUUCCUGUCCAAUAUGCCACAACGCACUGCAUGUGGACCUGUACGAACCUAUCUGCAAUGCGGCUACUGUGGUCAAGUUGCUCUCCCUCAAUCCAGCCAAAAAACAGUCAUCUGGAGGAAUGUGUGGUACGGCCCGUUUGGUACAAGCCAUCAGGGGAAAAGCUGCUUAUGCCGAAGAUAUUGCCUACGUCAUGCCUGAGCACUGCAACUGCAAUUACGUAUUGAAACCAUCGAGACAGUACUACAUCUUCGCACCGAAGACAGCCUUCACAGGCUCCCCAGAACUAAACCAACUGACACUGUCAAACGACGUGCACAUUCUUGCCCACAGCUACAAAAGUGCACACCAACUACGCGACGCCCUCGCGGCCUGUCAGCAUUAUGAAGAAUCUUACGAUGUUGCUGACAAGCGAUCGGACAAUGGUUAUGGUUCUCAGGCGAGGCAACCUGGGCAUAAAUACGGCGGUGCUAUGGGUUACGGAGGACACAGCUACAGUGCGGGUCAUGUUCCAGCCUCCGGAACGAGUUACGGAUUGACGCAGAGCUAUGGCGCGCCUGCGAGCUUCUCCCAUGCACCCCCCACGCAUGUUCAAGCAUAUGCGCCUACGGCUCAUGCGGUUGCACCACCUUAUACCGCUGGUUCUCACGACUACGAGACAGCUUACUACGAAGCAACGUAUACAGGUGACGAGGGUACACCUUCUCAAAUAUAUUACAUGCCAACUUAUCAACCUACGGGGCAAUUGGAUAGUUCCUACGAUUCGCCUGGUACGUACGUACCACAGCCAUACGCACCUGCACCAGGACCAUACGGUGACCUACAGGCUGCAACGUUUUCCCCGGUCGCGGGUAAUGUGCAGAUGAAAUAUGGAGCUGCUAUGUCGUACGGUUUGCCGAACUACGCACCAUCGCCAGUGCAUGCAGUGUCUUAUGGACCUACUGGAUACGGUGUAGCACCUGCACCGGUUUACGGGGGGUCGCACGGCUCUGCUCCAGUUCCCGCAUACGGAGGAUCAUACGGAGCUGCCUCUGCCCCCGCUUAUAGUAGGCCGUAUGGCGCUCCUCCAGCCCCUGCUUAUGGACCCCUUCCAGCUCCAGCCCCUGCCUAUGGUGUUGCUCCAUCUUACGGUGCGCCUUAUGGUGCAACUGCAGCCUCAGCUGCAGUUGCCAACGCGGGAUCGUACAGUUCGGGAAUGGCUCCUGCUUAUGUUGCAGCCCCAGCGCCAGCCUAUGGAGGAUCAUACGGCGCUGAUGCGAUGGCUUCCGCUGCUCCAGCAUACGGUGGACCGUACGGCGCACCUGCGGUCCCAGCGCAAGCAUACGGAGCUUCAUAUGGUGCUGGUCCAGUGCCUGCUCACGGGGUCUCAUAUGGUGCACCUGCAGCGCCGGCACCAGUCUAUGCAGGAUCAUACGGCAGUGAGGCUGUAGCUACUGCUGCUUCCGCCUACGGUGGUUCGUACGGCGCCUCUGCUGCCCCAGCGCCAGCAUAUGAAGCCGGAUCCUAUGGUGCACCUUCAGCCCCAGCGUCAGCCUACGGAGGAUCAUACGGCGCUGAUACGAUGGCUUCUGCUGCUCCAGCAUACGGUGGACCGUACGGCGCACCUGCGGCCCCAGCGCCAGCAUAUGGAGCACCGUAUGAAGCUGGGACCUAUGGUGCACCUGCAGCCCCGGCACCAGCUUAUGGAGGAUCAUACGGUGCUGAUGCGCUGGCUUCUGCUGCUCCAGCACACGCUGGACCAUACGGCGCGCCUGCGGCCCCAGCGCCAGCAUACGGAGCUUCAUAUAGUGCUGGACCAGUGCCUGCUUACGGGGUCCCAUAUGGUGCACCUGCAGCGCCGGCACCAGUCUAUGCAGGAUCACACAGCAGUGAGGGUCUAACUUCUGCUGCUCCCGUCUACGGUGGUUCGUACGGUGCAUCUGCUGCCCCAGCGGCAGCAUACGGAGCACCGUAUGAAGCUGGGUCCUAUGGUGCACCUGCAGCCCCGGCACCAGCUUAUGGAGGAUCAUACGGCGCUGAUGCGCUGGCUUCUGCUGCUCCAGCACAGGGUGGACCAUACGGCGCACCUGUGGCCCCAGCGCCAGCAUACGGAACUUCAUAUAGCGCUGGUCCAGUGCAUGCUUACGGGGUCUCAUAUGGUGCACCUGCAGCGCCGGCACCAGUCUAUGCAGGAUCAUACAGCAGUGAGGGUCUAGCUUCUGCUGAACCCGUCCACGGUGGUUCGUACGGUGCAUCUGCUGCCCCAGCGCCAGCAUACGGAGCACCGUAUGAAGCUGGGUCCUAUGGUGCACCUGCAGCCCCGGCACCAGCUUACGGAGGAUCAUACAGUGGUGAUGCAUUGGGUUCUCCUGCUCCAGCAUACGGCGGACCUGCGGCGCCAGCGUACGGAGCUUCAUAUAGCGCUGGUCCAGUGCCUGCUUACGGGGGCUCAUAUGGUGCACCUGCACCGCCGGCACCAGUCUAUGUAGGAUCAUACGGCAGUGAGGCUCUAACUUCUGCUGCUCCCGGCUACGGUGGUUCGUACGGCACGUCUGCUGCCCCAGCGCCAGCAUACGGAGCAUCGUAUGAAGGUGGGUCCUAUGGUGCACCUGCAGCCCCGGCACCGGCUUAUGGAGGAUCAUACAUUGGGGAUGCAUUGGUUACUCCUGCUCCAUCCUACGGCGCACCUGCUGCCCCAGCGCCAGCAUACGGAGCUUCGUAUAGUGCUGGUCCAGUACCUGCUUACGGGGGAUCAUAUGGUGCACCUUCAGUCCCAGCGCCAGUAUAUGGAGGAUCUUACGGAAGUGAGUCUGUAGCUUCUGCUGCUCCAACCUACGGUGGGUCGUACAGUGCUCCUGCAGCUCCAGCGCCAGAAUACGGAGUAUCGCAUAGUCCUGGUCCAAUGCCUGCUUACGGAGGGUCAUAUGAUGCACCUGCAGCCCCAGUCCCAGCUUAUGGAGGACCAUACGGCGGUGACGCAUUGACUUCUGCUGCCCCAGCCUACGGUGGAUCCUACGGCGCAUCUGUGGCCCCAGCGCCAGCAUACGGAGCGUCGUAUAGUGCUGCUCCAGCGCCUGCCUACGGUGGAUCAUAUAGCGCAUCUGCAGCCCCAGCGCCAGUAUACGGAGCUUCGUAUGGUGCUCAUCCAGUGCCUGCGUACGUAGGGUCAUAUGGUGCACCUGCAGCCCCGGUACCAGUCUACGGAGCAUCAUACGGCGGUGGUGCAUUGGCUGUUCCAGCCUACGGUGGACCCCACGCCACAUCUGCAGUCGCAGCAACAGCAUACGGAGCAUCGUAUGGUGCUGCACCCGCGCCCCCCUACGCAGGGUCUUACAGUCUACCUGCAGCACCAGCCUAUGUUGGAUCCGCUGCUCCAGUUCACGGUGGAAACUACGCCGCAUCUGCAGUCCCAGACACAGCGUAUGAAGCAUCGUAUAGUCCUGCUCCAGCGCCCGCCAGUACAGGUACUUACGGUGCACCUGCAGUACUGGCACCGACCUAUAGAGGUUCAUAUGCCGGUGAUGUGUUAGAUACUGCUUCUUCAACCUAUGGUGUGCCCUACGCCACGUCCGCAGCCCCAGUAUACGGAGCACCGUAUGGUACCGGUGCAACGCUUGCUUACGGAGGACCAUAUGGUGCACCUUCAACGCCAGCGUACGGAGGUUCAUACGGCAGCGAUGCGUUUGCCUCCACUGCUGCAGCCCCACCUUAUGGCGGUGGCAAUGCAUUGGCCUCCUCUGCAGUAACCGCUACCUACAGUGGAUCAUACGGAGCAACGGCAAAUCCGGCUUAUGGAGGGUUGUAUGGUCCUCCUUUAAUGUACUCUGCUCCCCUGGCUCCCGUAUCACAUUGGGCCUCGUCCACUGCUCCUGCAAGCUACAACGUCCAAGCAAGUGCAUCUUACUAUCGGUCACCGUCCCUAGAAGGCGCAGCAAGUUCGAAAGCAAGCCAGGCUGUAGAGCACAACUACCAGAGAGACACUGAAGGUUAUGCUGCUUACACAAGUCAACCACAUGAUAAGUAUUCUGCAUCCGGAAACUCAUACGAAGCCCCAUUCGAGAGCACGUACGGUGCAAGUGUAGUUACAUCACGUGCGUAUACCACAGCAUACAACAACGCUGUAUCAUAUAGCGGUUCGUCCGGCAAUGCUCAAACACCAAAAAGUCUGCCUGCUUUGUCUUACGCCGUAUCUUUCGCUCCAGUAACACACGAAGCCGCGCUAGCCGGCACAUAUGAUGUGUCGUCAUAUGCUCCUCCGUCGUAUUCCUCUGGCAGUUAUGACUCGUCUGGUGGAUAUGGUCUAUCGUAUCCAUACAACGGUGGAUCCUACGACGAUUCAUCUUACAGUGGCUCAAGUUACGCGUACGUUCCAGCACCAUAUCCCACGUUGUAUGCCCCACAGCCAUAUGCGGCACCGGCUUACAGCUCGCCCUAUGCACCUGACCCUGGAAAUGCAGCUCCUGCUCAAGCAUACCCCCAGUACACUGGUUCUAAGUACGCUGCUGCGCCACAGACUCUUGGAAUGUUUGGACAUGCUCCGAGUUACGAAGGUCAGACACAAGAAGGAAGCUACGGCGGGAGCUCUGGUGGAGUAAGUGGAUAUGGAGGUGUUUAUCCAAUGCCGUACAGCGCUCCCGCAUAUGGUGCACCACUCAGUGCCGCUCCAACGUACGGUGGUGUGCCUUACAAUCCUGUUGCUGCUCCUCCUUACAGUCUACCUGCUUAUGCCGCUCCAGUUUACGAUCCUUCGUACCCUGCACCAUCAUAUGGCACUGGCAUGAUGGCACCAGGAGGUCCACCUGCCGCGGUACCUGCAGCAUAUAGCGGCUCAUAUAAUGCUCCUGCACCUUCGUAUGGAGUUGUGGCAACUGCUGAGGCGCACGGCGCUCCAUACGGUGCCGCACCAGCGUACGGAGGGCCUUAUGGUGCUCCAGCUUAUGGCAACUCCUACAUAGCCGCUCCCGCACCUGCGUACGGUGCGCCUUACAGUGCAGGUGCAGCAAUACCCUAUGGUGGUGGAAUGGCUUCAGCUGCUCCUGCACCAGCACAUGGUGGACAGUACGGCGCUCCUGCUCCAGCUUAUGGCGCAUCCUACGGUAAUGGAGCGGCGUCGACUGGCCCCGUAUCAGCGUACGGUGUUCCAUACGCCGCCCCUGCCCCAGCUUCUGGUGCGUCCUACAGUGGAGGAAUGGCUCAGGCUGCACCGCCGUCACCAUAUGGUGAUCCACACAGUGCCCCUGGUCCAGCUUAUGGGGCGUCCUAUGGGGGUGGAAUGGUUCCGCCUGCCCCCGCACCAGCAUACGGUGGACCAUAUGGCGCUCCCGCUCCAGCUUAUGGUGCAACAUACGGUAGUCUACAAGCAUCGGCCGGGCACGCACAAGGAUACGUUGGACAGUACGGCGCCCCUGCUCCAGCUUAUGGUGCGUCUUACAGUAGUGAUGAGGCUCCUGCUGCUCCCGCACUAGCAUAUGGUGGGCAACACAGUGCACCUGCCCCAGCUUACGGUGGCUCCUACGGUGGUGGAAUGGCUUCGGCUGCCCCCGCCCCAGUAUACGGUGGACCAUACAACGCACCUGCACCAGCUUAUGGUGCGUCAUACGGCGGUGGAACUGCUUCGGCAGCCCCCGUACCAGCAUACGGUGAACCAUACGGCGCCCCUGCUCCAGAUUAUGAUGCAUCCUACGGUGGCGGAGAGGCUUCUGCUGCACCCGCACCACCAUAUAGUGGACAUUACGGCACCCCAGCUCCAGCUUAUGGUGCAUCAUACAAUAGUGGAAUGGCUUCGGCUGCUCCCUCACCCAGCUACGUUGGACCAUACGCCGCCCCUGCCCUAGCUUAUGGUGCAUCCUAUGGUGCUGGAAUGGCUUCGGCUGCUCCCGCACCAGCAUACAGUGAGCCAUACGGCGCCACUGCUCCAGCUUAUGCUGUACCCUACGGUGGUGGAAUGGCUUCAGUUGCCCCCGGUACAGCAUACGGUGGACCGUACGGCGCCCCUGCCCCAGCUUAUGGUGCAUCCUACGGCGGGGGAAUGGCUUCGGCUGCCCCCGCGGUAGCAUACGGUGGACCUUACGGCGCCCCUGCCCCAGCUUAUGGUGCAUCAUACGGCGGGGGAAUGGCUUCGGCUGCCCCCGCGGUAGCAUACGGUGGACCUUACGGCGCCCCUGCCCCAGCUUAUGGGACAUACUAUGGUGGUGAAGAGGCUUCUGCUACCCUACCUCCAUCAUACGGCGGAUCAUACGCCGGCCCUGCUGCAACGUAUGGAGUGUCCUACGGUGGUGCUGUGGCUUCGGCUGCUCCUGCACCAGCAUAUGGUGGGCAAUACGGCGCUCCUGUUUCACCUUAUGGCACAUCCUACAUCAGUGGGGCGGCUUCGACUGGCUCCGUACCAGUGCACGGUGUACCAUACCCCGCCCCUGCUCCAGCUUAUGGUGCAUCCCACAAUGGUGGAAUGGCUCAGGCUGCACCCGCGUCAGCAUAUGGGGGUCCACACAGCGCCCCUUCCCCAGCUUAUGGUGCAUCCUACGGUGGUGGUAUGGUUUCGGCUGCACCUACGUCAGCAUAUGGUGGUCCACACAACGCCCCUGCCCCUGCUUAUGGUACCCCUUACGGUGGUGGAGUGGCGUUGGCUUUCCCUGUACCAGCGUAUGGUGGACCGUCUGCUCCUGCUGGUCCUGCUCCAAAUUAUGGCGGUCAUUACGCUGGAGGGGAAGCUUCUGCAGCUCCAGCACCGGUGUACGGCGUCCCUGCACCUACAUACGGUGGAGCACCGGCUGCGCCUGCUCAUCCGCACGGUCUUGUAUAUGGAAGCGCUACUGGUGCCCCAAGUUACAACGCACCUUAUGAACCCAGCUAUUCCGCUGCCCCAACGCAAAAGCGUCCUCAAGAAUACGAAGCCCCUCCCGUUGAAAUAUCACAGACUGUAGUACAAGCCGUGUAUACGACUGUGUCCUAUUCUGUUCCUCAGCCGAACUCGUACCCCGAUGCUGGUGAAGAUUACACAACAUACGGUUCAGCUGCGGGAUACAAUGCUCCACAGUAUACCACCUACGGAGCUCCAACUUAUGCAGCACCUGCAUACACCACUGCUGCCCCUAGCUAUCAGCAUGCCGCGUAUACCACAUACGCCGCACCUAAAUAUGCACAACCACCUUACACCACGUACGGAGCACCAAGCUACGCAACACCUACACACGCAACGUAUGAAUCCCUUUCCUAUACCACGUAUGCAGCGCCCAGCAUGAGCACAUAUACAACGCACGGAGCUCCCAGCUACCACCAGCUUCCGUACAGUACGUAUAGCGCACCAGUGGGGUACUCUGCACCACCUGCACCUUCGUACCCUCCUCCAGCCGCUCCCUCAUAUACUGCACCAGCUUCACCUUCUUAUCCGGUACCAGCCGCACCAUCAUACCUAGUACCGACAUACGCCACCCCAACGUAUUCCUCACCAACGUACGCACCUAUGCAUCCUGGCCCAGCGCCAAGCUACAGCGCACCGACUUACGCUCCUUUGGGUCAUGCUGCCGGUGCUGCCUAUGGAGGGUCUCCAGGAGCCCCUGCAAGUUAUCUGGCCUCGGGAGUGGUUGCAUACACCCCUGGCCGUUCAUACGACCACGGAGAAGCACAUCCGUACGCUUCAACUUCGGCGGAUUCAUAUAAGCCGACGUGCCCUCCGGCACCCAAGACAUGUCCUGUCUGUCCGAGCAAUGUCCCACAGGAACUUCCCAAGAACAUUUGCCACUACGACCUCAUCAUGGAGGGCGAGGUGAGCUACCCACCACAACAAGGAAAGAGCUACGGUGGGCUGUGCUCGGAAAUGUGCGUAGGAGACGUGCUUCGUGGACGAAGCCGGGACGUCCUGGACAAGAUCCGUUUCUCGAUAAACAAGCACUGCACAUGUGGAGCGACUUCCGUUAGUUUUAAGCGCGUCCUGGUCCUGAGUAGCCGAUACUGUUGGCGCACUCAUGGUGGCUACUACGGACAGCUUCAACUUGACGAGCGGGUCAUCCUUCUGGAUCACACUCCGGAGAACCUUAAGAUGAUUAAGAGCGCCGUAAGCCACUGUGCUGGGAAAAUGGCUCCACACAGGGCAUAUGCCGACGCCGCCUACAGCGGACCUGCCGGUUGUCCUGACGCCUUCGAUGAAACAUGUCCUGACUGCAAGCUUCCGAGUCAGGAACAACUUACGAAGGACUAUUGUGCUUCCGAACAUGCUGCCGUCGUGGCUCUGGGCCUUGACUAUGACAAGAUGGCUAAGAACAAGAGAGGCCAGUUCAUCUGGAAGCGACCAUACUUCCCUGAAAUCCAGGUUACGGAGGAGACAGGCUUCGGAAAGAACGUCAGUGUCACCAUCAAAGUGGAUGCAACGCAGCCGGCAGCAGACAAGGAACACGAAGAACCUAUAACCGAUACCUGCUUGACAUAUACGGCGAAGGCGCUCUACAAUGUCAGUCACGGAAAGGAAGCUGUCAAGGACACGUACGACAUUCAAUUCUUCUUGAACAGGCAUUGUGGAUGCCAGCACCUCAAGAGUCAACUUCCAUCCUACGGGCUACUUCUGGUAGACAAAGUAUCCAAACUGGGUUCCUCUGGUGUUCUUCAGCUGGGCCACGGUACCAAACUCUACCCGCUACCGUCCGGCGAAUACACUCUUCCAGUCUGCGGCGAAAACAGUUCCCUCGAAGAACCGCAAGGUCCCGAAGAAACCCUUGCCCUGCCAGAAGUGGAGACCGCGGAGUCUCAGGACGAAGCAGACAUCGGUCCGUGUCCCGAAGGCGUUGAAAGUUCUUGCCCCGUCUGCAUCAACGGGUCGGAAGCGACUAAGAUUGAUUACUUCUGCAGUUCAGAAUAUGCGGCUGUGGUGAGCAUUUCAGGCGACGCCUUUGGCGACAAUUCCGACGAAGGUGUUUACCAACCGUGGUGGGCACCGAAAGUUACAGUGUCUAAAGUGUCGUAUCCAUCCGGAGAGCAAGUUCGGGUGAAAGUCCGAGCCAAGUCUCGGUACCAGUUCCCCGAAGACGAUAGAACUUUCGGAGAUCCGGAAAGUCGCCGUAGAUGUCGAUCAGGAAAAUUGUACGUAAAGGAAGAGAUCAUCGGCGGAAAAACGGCACAAAAAGAAGUCAAGUUCACCAUGAUGAGCUCGUGCAGAUGCAGUAUCCUGGACGAACCCACCCAAUUUGCGAUGUUAACAUCGAAGCGUUCCUUGUCCGAGGGAGAUCGCCUGCACCUGACAGAAGAUACCUCCUUGAUUGCCCUUCCUUUGGGGAAGACGGAGUUUCCGAGGUGCGUCAAGCCAGAAAAAAAGUCUCGAUCCUGGUUAAUGUGGGGUUAACCAUGUGUUACAUUCGUCAAUAAAUGAUUUCUUAGUUUA
Ornithodoros turicata is the source of this 10584-nucleotide messenger RNA. RefSeq names its product mucin-19-like. The record is from RefSeq and is a predicted model, not a curated record. The transcript has 32 exons. Lineage: Eukaryota; Metazoa; Arthropoda; Arachnida; Ixodida; Argasidae. The coding region runs from base 31 to 10545 and encodes 3504 amino acids.